This is a messenger RNA of Vicia villosa (hairy vetch), 1949 nucleotides long. Its product is annotated as TSL-kinase interacting protein 1-like. The transcript is spliced from 8 exons. Gene Ontology annotation, cellular component: nucleus. Gene Ontology annotation, biological process: pattern specification process. Bases 167 to 1609 code for a protein of 480 amino acids. Lineage: Eukaryota; Viridiplantae; Streptophyta; Magnoliopsida; Fabales; Fabaceae. The record is from RefSeq and is a predicted model, not a curated record. Gene Ontology annotation, molecular function: chromatin binding.
UUUCUCUUUCCCACUUUAUUUAUUCAUUACAAAAUUUCACAUUAAUUUCUUCCCGCGCGCACAUUGUUUCUCUCUUUCCUUCCCCAUCCUCUCCUCUUCCUCUUCCUCCGCCAUUCGAUUUCACUACCUCCUCCGUUUCAGCUUCUCCAAGGAAGGUUGAUCUAUCAUGAAAGCAGGGAGGUCGAAAGAAAGCAAAGCUGUUAAGGCUUCUGGAAAAUCCGGUCUAAAAACAAGAUCCACUGGAGUGAAAAAUUCUUCCAAGAAAGCAAAUAAAUUGGAUCACAAAGCAAGAGGUUGCAGUGAGGAAUUGUUGUCUGACAAAGAGAAUCAGCAUUUUCCAGUUAAGGAAUCUGGGGGAUUGUGCGCAGAGCAUCCUACUGAAGAUACAUUUCAUGUGAAAUUGAGAGAAGCUCCUGAAGUUGAUCUUCAUCCAAGACGAACACUCACUUCUUCUGCAAAAAUCAAAUUGCAGCUUUUUCCAGCAAAUGAAGAAAUUCGAACGGGACUUGAAAAGGACGGGCAUAAUCCAUACUUAGAACUUACGCUAAGUGGUAGAAAGAAAAUUUCUUCAGUUCUAAGACACAUUGAAAAGAAGUGGGGAAGUUCAAGUACAGCCAAAGGGGAGCCCAUGCUAUUUCCUUACGACAGAAUGGGAAAUCUAUCUGAAUGCAGAAGGUGGACGAUUAAUGAUAGUGACACUACAGCCACAGCUGUCUAUGCUGCUGUUGGAAACCCCUCAAUUUUCCGGUUGAAGUAUGGUUGGUUUAAUAUACAUGAACCUACAUCAUUGGGUAUAUCCUCCAUGCUGGUUCCCUGUGUGUUUGGCGUACAGUCACGAGAAACAGCCACAGGUCGCGUUGCUAAUUUAAAGACUUUAUGCGAUGAGCGGGACAAGAUUGAGGCAACUGCAGAAUACAAAACAACUGACAUGGGCAAUGUAACAAGUGAAAUUGAGGCUCAGCAUAUGAACAAGGAAUCUACUGAUCCUCAGGAUAAUGAGCCAAAAGAAGGUUGCAGCCUUCAACAAACAUCAUUGCAAUGGGUUGAUUGUCUAGACAAUAUAAGCAUUGGUGGCCUCCUGUCCGAAGCAUCAUUACUUGGAAAGUUUGAUUCAAAAUUAUUUGGCAGCAAUGCUACCAGUCAAACAGGUCAUUUAAUAUCAGAUUCAUUGGAUGCUUUUAUCAACUGCAGAAUUAAUCCUCCUCCUGUUUCAACACAAUCUGCUGGAGCCUUGCGCACCUCAAUAUUGGAUGCUGAAGAAACAUGUCAUGCAUUUGCUCUUAAGAAGUUAUCUCCCCUAGCAGAUGUGCAAACUGCUAGUGCAACAGAAACAGUUUAUUCUGCAGCCCGUGGUCAGGAUGCAUCUUCAAACUUAUUCAAGCUUCCAUGUACAGACAAGGUUAAUGAUCAAGUUGGACUUUCACAAAAUCCCUCGUCUCAGAAGACUCAAACAGAUUCGAUGCUUUCUUCACGUUUGUUUGAUGAUGAAAGAAGUCUUGGGUUAACAGGCAUCAACUGGAAUGACUCUUUGGGACCUUUCGAUCUUGGCAUGCCAGCAAAGAAACGCAUUGGCGGAGAUGGUGUUAGUAUUGGUGAAUUUGUUAAAUAGGAGCUUAGAUGUAAGUUAGUGCGUGUUUGGUUUAUAAGUGAGGCACAUUAGAAUGUACUUCUAAAUAAGUUGUUGUGAACUCAGCAUGUGUCUCCCCUUUUCCAACUCCAAUCCAAACACACUAGUAGAAAAGAAAAGAUAAGAACUUUUUUUGUUACUUAAUAGAAUCACUUGUUGUAGAGAGUCUAAAGACCAGGGUGAAAAUGAUAAGAAAGAAACGAGGGAGAAAAUACCGAGUUUCCAAGUGUUAAAAUCAUAGUUUGGGGACUUGCAUUUUGCUCUUGAAUGAUCUUGAAUUAGUUCUGAUAUACUAAUUAUUUUCAAUUCGGUUGCUUUGCCA